Messenger RNA from Trichoderma harzianum CBS 226.95, 2265 nucleotides. RefSeq lists its product as hypothetical. The record is from RefSeq and is a predicted model, not a curated record. Gene Ontology annotation, molecular function: dipeptidyl-peptidase activity. Bases 286 to 1971 code for a protein of 561 amino acids. The transcript has a single exon. NCBI's taxonomy places the organism in Eukaryota, Fungi, Ascomycota, Sordariomycetes, Hypocreales, Hypocreaceae.
GCAAUUUACAUCGAACGCCUCCGAGGGAGCUCGGCUCCCAAAAAUCACAUACGUCAAGUCGUCAGAAAUGACAUCUAUUAUAAAAGUAGAGCCAUUCUCCCUACUGAUAGCCGCGGACGUCGGAAAUUCCGCAAUUUAUGUUGGCAUGGUGCUAUUGUUGUGGAGAGUCGCUCUUCUUUUAUGAAGCCCACGACAAACUGUCUAUGUAGUACCUCCAAUAUCUCCAUAGCACUUCAAACACAAGUCGAGUAAUUCUAUUCCACUGCUUGCGCCAAUAUUGAAACCAUGGCACCCACAUCAAAGACUAAUCGCGGCUACCUUACUGCAGCCAUCGACUGGUUCGCUGGAUGGAAGCAGGGACUCCCGCGCGAAUCGUGCAGCUGGUGCGUCGAGCCCGUCCGCAUCCCGAUGCGUGACGGUAUCAAUCUGAGUGGCGACCUUUAUGAGCCGGUCGGGUUACCAAAAGGAACGUCGCCAUCUGGACUGCUUUUCUUGUUCACACCAUAUGGCCGCGGGCUGCUCACCUCAUUAUCCUCGGGACAUGCAUUUGCCGCCCGAGGUUACUAUGUCCUCAUCGUUAGUAUGCGCGGCACGUUUGGAUCUGACGGCAUAUGCAUUCCCGGAGAAGACGAGGCAAGCGAUGCUGCAGACGUCGUUACCUGGAUGAGGCUGCAGUCGUGGUAUCCCGGUCGCUUUGGAACUAUAGGAGCCUCUUUCAAUGGUUGGGCGCAGUGGUCACUGUUGCGAGAUCCUCCAAAAGAUUGUGUGGCUUCAGCAAUCUCAGUAGGACCUCACGAUUUCUGGGACUGGCACUGGGGAUCUGGUGCUUUUCGCCUUGAACGUGUUACAUGGUCAAAUCUACUGACUCACCAAGAAGAUCCUGCACUUUUUCCUGCUUUGAUGCGUCUGGGUUCAAUAAAACGUUCCGCCGAUGCUGCUCUUGAAUCUCUCCCUGUGAGAGACGGUAUGGCGACUCUACUUGGGCAAGGCGAGUCGUCGGCACUGGAGGCUGUAAUGAGGCCAUCUCCAGAUGACGCUUACUGGCAGAACAAAAGGCAGCAUGAGGCUAUUGAGCGCGUCAGCGUUGAUAUGCCUAUUCUUCUCACCAGCGGAUGGUUCGAUACUUUUACUCAGCAGACUCUGAAGCAGUAUCAACGAUUACAACAGCGUGGCUGUCAGGUCGAGCUAAUCAUCGGACCUUGGGAUCAUGGAGAAGCUGGUCAGGUAAAGGUUGGCGGAGAUGUCUUUCGUUUCAUUGAGAGAACCGUCGGUGGCAAGCAGCCAGAGUCUGACACACCGAAACUUCCACAAGCCCGUGUCUUCAUUUCUGGAUCUGACGAGUGGAAAACUAUGACAGUUUGGCCACCGAAAUCUUCACAACUUGUCAUGUAUCUGGAUGAAGACAAGGGUAUAUCGGAUCAACCACCGCCAAAGACGGCUACUUCUACGUCUUUCACCUUUGACCCAGCAAAUCCAACUCCAGCUGUAGGCGGACCAUUACUGUUCCCAAUAUCAGGUCGCAUUGACGAUAGUUUUUACGCCGCCCGCACUGACGUGCUAACAUUCACUAGCCGUCCAAUUGAGGAUGACAAUGGUUUAUUGGUGCUGGGCGUACCGUCGGUUCAUCUCACGCAUUCUUCUGACACCGGGCAUGCAGAUCUCUGGAUCCGGCUAAGCGAGGUCGACCUGAAUGGAGUGUCGCACAAUAUCACGGAGGAAUACCAUGCAAUUGAUCCCGAGAGAGAUCCUGAAAGCCCAGUGACGGUCGAAUUACGUGAUUGCGCACAUCAGUUCCUCAAAGGGACCAGAGUUCGACUCACCAUUGCCGGUGGCUCAUGGCCGGUUUAUGCGAGGAAUCUGGGCACUGGAGAGAACAGGAUGACAGCUGUGGAAAUGCGCCCAACAAAACACACAAUACAACUUGCCGCCGGACAAUCACGGCUGAUUUUGCCUAUCCCACUACAAGGGUAGCGAGUUCAGAAUCUGACUGGGCAUAGAGCAGCCGAAAUAAUAGCAUCGGUAUUCCUAACGCCCAGCCUUUCUCUAAUCAGCGUCUCACUUAGGCAAAAAGCAACACGGCGGUUCAGAGAUGCUCAGGCAGGGAAGAUAUCCACCCCGUAGGCACCGCCUUGGAUCAUCUGACUGUAGAUAGCUGAGUUUAUAAUAGUCGCUCAUUUUAGGUCGCUAUGAGUCCGCUCAUCUCGGACAAGAUACGAAAUCGAUCUAAAAAGCAUAUCUAGCUGUCUCUUAUCAGCUAAACUAAAU